AGGAAGGAUGGAAAAUGAAGGCACUUCACAUACAGAUAUAAGAAAAUAUCCAGAAAAUACAAACACUUUACUACUACUGAGGAAUAGAGAAAGGCAUGGUCGACAUAGACAGAAUAGAGCCUCCUACAAAAUCCUAAAAUCUCUUAUUUGUGGGGGUAAUUAUUCCUAUAAAAAAGUAUGGCAGAAGAAUUCAGACAAACGAAUUGCAUGUGAAGGAGGCAGAUUAUACUUUGAAAACUUUCGAAUUUGGUAUGGAGGAUACAAUUUGAAGAAUGAGCCAAAAUGCUUACAAAUAAAUCAACCACGCAGUCCUAACAGGAAAAUAGAGGAUGCACUUGUAGCUUGUGUACACUCGGAGUGCCUUCCCUUACCUAAUGAUGGUCACAUGUCUAGUUUAUAUUGUCUUGAGAACAAGUGGCUGUUACGAUUUGUUUUGGAUAAAAAACAGGUGUUGCCUGUAGAAUCUGUUUUUCUUUCACCAAAUCGAAAGUUCAGUGAUAUAUCCUGGAAUGAGCCGCACAAAUCCUUGGUCCUACGUACAACACACAAUUCACGCUCAAAUCAACAGCGUGUCCGAGAGGCUGGUGCACCUGUUCCUAUUCUGAUGCUAUUAGCAGUCUUUGAGGUGUGCCCACUCAGCUUUGUUGGCAUGCUCAAGAUUACCGAGAAAGUAUUUGGUAAAGAUGUAGUACAUGCAGGGCUCUCCCAAGGCUUUCUUAUUACGAUGCAUCAUUCUGGAUGGGUGAAGAUGUACAGCUUUGAUUGGAUUGUAGAAAAGUAUCGUAAGUUUGAGGCCAAGCUAUUUGAGGAAUUUAAUGCUGAAGGAAUGAUUUGUGGGGAUGUGCCCUUUGGUCUGCCCUGUAACAUACAAAUUACAGAGUGUCCCCCAGUUCUGUUCAAGGUGCGAUGUGCCCAGCACAUUGUAGAUGUUGGCGGCUUUCCCUGGCACUACCUCAUCUCUCCUUACAGCACCAAACAAAGCUGCUUCCAUGUCUGUAACCUCACCACUGGUCAACUGGCCAAUAAUGGCACUUUAGCAAUGGAUGUUACUAACCUUGAAACAGACAAAGCCAGCUUCUACGGAGAUGAAUCGGGCAGAAUACUCUACCUAGGAGCUGCAGACAUCAGACUUUUAAAAAUAACUGCUGGUGACACAGGUUGUCAAGUAUAUGAGGAUUUCUCCAUUGACUUAUCAAGAAGUAUAAAGGAGGAGAAAGCUUUGUAUACAUCUUCAGGGCGUAGCAUCAGACGUAAAGUGUCCACAGCUGAACUCCAGGAUAAUUCAGAGGUGACCAUAUACAAUGUGGAUUAUGAGAAUGAAUUGGACUUGCUGUAUACCAGUGCUGUGUACCAUGAUCCUGAAGGGACAUAUAACAUGCUGAAUCUCUACCACAACACCACUGGAGCCUUGCUGCGUGGUGUGCACCUUGAUGAACCAUGGCAGGAGGUUUACGAGCACCGUGUCCAUGUCGAUUUAGAUACAAUGAUAAAGAUUGUGAAGCCGUCCCCAGGAAAGUUCUGCUGUAUUGUGUACAGACUUUGCUCUAAUGCAGAGGAACAGGAGAAGGAUAAAACACCUAAAUCUACCCCAAAAAAUCAGAGAACUGAGCACAGGAGGAGGUCACGAACUCAAGCUGUACAUAGGAGGUCAAGGUGAUGAUUCACUAUACACAAGCAAAAUACUUGGCAAAUGACUUUAGGAGGAGGUCAAGGUCAGAGUAUUCACUACUCCAAGGAAUAGACUGAAGGAUCUCCAGGUCACGAAAUUGACUGCCACUGAACAAAGAUGAGCUCAAAUCAAUGUGAUCUACCUUCAAACUUGAGCUCAAAGUAAUGUGAUCUACCUUCAAACUUGAGCUCAAAUCAAUGUGAUCUACCUUCAAACUUGAGCUCAAAGUAAUGUGAUCUACCUCCAAACUCAUCGAAACUAACUGCAGAAGGAGGGCAAGGCAAUAUUAACUACACAUUUUUAACAUGACAAUUAUCUGCCUUCAAACACUUUGUUGUGGUUACUAGCCCACCAGACCUGAAAGGUCAAGUGAGCUUAUGCCAUGGUACGGCAUCCGUCAUCCAUCCAGCAUUAGCUUUUCUUUUAAAAGACUUCACCUUAAUAACUAAGAGUACAUAGCGUAUCACAUUUGGCUGAUGGGUUCCUAAGAUGCAUUCUGUUAAAGGUAAAAAAAUGAAAUGACCUUGACCUAUAUUUAAGGUUAUAAGGGUCAAACUUUUGAUUAAUCUAAAGGCGGAGAAUCAAGAUGCUUGGCUGGUAAUGUUCCUGAGAUGAGCACAAUGUUUAAAAAAAGGCAAUAACCCAUAUCUAAGGUAACAUUGGUUAGACUUGUUAAAAUGCUCAAAAAACUUCUGAGUUUAACUGAUAGGUUUAGAAUCAUAAUACUACCUGGUUGUAUUCUUAGAUGAAGCCAGACAGAAGUAAAUUGUUUGAAGUUGUCCAAAACGUGAUUCAUCAGAUGUAGACAAAUAAUGUUUACCUUACAGUGCAAACAUGUUGGUAAUUUGUAUAUCUUCUGUCAUUUUUUGGCAUUUGAAAGAGUUGCUCAAAAUACAUGGACUUUUAACUUGCAUUAUUUUUGUAGUGUAAUAUGAACUAUGAAUACCAUGGAAAUAACCAAUACAAUGUCAGCUUCAUCCUUGUGGUAUUUCUUGGUUAAAUUACAUACAAUGCAAGUAACAGUAGAAAUGUACAUGAUAUAUUUACUUUAUAAAUUAACUGAAAAAAGGUUAUUUUUAUAAUAAUUUUGUUUAUUGCUUAUAAUUAU
Messenger RNA from Ylistrum balloti, 2777 nucleotides. Its product is annotated as DDB1- and CUL4-associated factor 17-like. Lineage: Eukaryota; Metazoa; Mollusca; Bivalvia; Pectinida; Pectinidae. The transcript is spliced from 15 exons. The coding region runs from base 8 to 1657 and encodes 549 amino acids. Gene Ontology annotation, biological process: protein ubiquitination. The record is from RefSeq and is a predicted model, not a curated record. Gene Ontology annotation, cellular component: Cul4-RING E3 ubiquitin ligase complex.